Messenger RNA from Lichtheimia ornata, 3285 nucleotides. RefSeq lists its product as uncharacterized. Gene Ontology annotation, biological process: intrinsic apoptotic signaling pathway in response to endoplasmic reticulum stress; protein phosphorylation; IRE1-mediated unfolded protein response. The transcript has 8 exons. Gene Ontology annotation, cellular component: IRE1-TRAF2-ASK1 complex. NCBI's taxonomy places the organism in Eukaryota, Fungi, Mucoromycota, Mucoromycetes, Mucorales, Lichtheimiaceae. The coding region runs from base 1 to 3285 and encodes 1094 amino acids. The record is from RefSeq and is a predicted model, not a curated record. Gene Ontology annotation, molecular function: protein serine/threonine kinase activity; RNA endonuclease activity; ATP binding.
AUGCGGCGUUGGAUAUCGAUCCCAUUCGCCAUUCUACUCUUUAUAAUCAGCUUCGGUGCAGCAUUAGACAAGCGUAACUACCAUUCAACCGGCUAUCGUAAAGCAACCAUAUACCCCCGAGACCAGCAAGUGGCUGCUCGUUAUGCACAUUCUCUCCAACGACAUCAAGGUCAGCCUACAGUCUUGAACAAUGAACGACCCGACGGCCUUAUUCCCACCGACAUGGUCCUCAUUUCUUCGCUCGACGGCUCGAUUCGUGCGGUGGAUCGCUUCAAGGGCAUUGUAUAUUGGACACUUCCUGGCCGAGCGUCUGGUGGAACUUUGAUCAAAUCCACUGUGCAGAUACCAGCUACAGCUAAAAAGAUCACUCCCGGCAGCUCGUUAGGUGCACUUGUAGGCAGUGAUGGCAUGGUGGAUGAUCACAACAACAGCGACAACAACAACAAUGAGGACCAUCGUCAAGAGCAGCAUUGGCUUGAGCAAGAGAAGCAUGACCUUUAUUACAUUGUGGAACCCCAUAAUGGUGGUGGACUCUACUUGUACGGUUCUGGCAAACCAUUAGAGAAACUACCAUUUACUAUCCGCGACAUUGUUCACGAAUCACCGUUAAGGACAAGAAAUGGCACAACAUACAUUGGAAGCAAGACUACGCUUAUGCUCGGCAUUGAUCCUCGUUCGGGCGAAAUCCUGCAGAGAUUAGAUCUUGACCAAGAGCAGGAUGCAAUCUAUAUGGCAACUCAGAAGAAAUUACCACCACAUACUAUUUAUUUGGGGUUGGAUGAAUACAACGUUGCUAUAUUUGACAAUGAACGUCAGCGUCGAUGGGAUCUCCAAUACAGCGAAUAUGUACCGAAUAAGCUGGAUUUCGAUGUGCCUGCCAAUAGAAUUGUAUCCGAUGUCUACAUUGCUCCUGGUGCAGAUGGUGCUGUCACUGCUAUUGAUGCUACAACAGGUACCGAGCUGUGGAUUCGAGACUUGCCAAAGCCAGUGAGCGUUUUCGAUGUGUAUCGGCGCCAUGAUUACACGCUUGCUCUUUGCAAGCAAAUCCCACCGAUGACUUUGAGACAAGGAAUUAUUGGAAGGAUGCUGGAAGCGAUGCGUCAGGAACAACAUGGCACACCUACAGCAUACGUUGGAGUACACGAGGGAAAUCUUUAUGCACUUUCGACUGAGAAUUAUCCAUUGGCACAACUUUGGCCAAAAGCACCCGUGUAUCGUGGUUUGCCGGGACGCGAUCCACUUUUGCUUGAGGCAGGCGAUACGGCGGGCGAUGACAACGACAACGAUGAUGAUGAAGAUGCCUAUUGGUCUCAAAAUCCCAAUGGAAUGUGUUCUCCUGGUUCUAAGGAUUAUCCUGUUUGUGCUGUGGGUAAUCAUCCAGUGCUCUUACCUCCUUCAGCAAAGCAAAAAGAUGAAUCAACUCGGCAUGUCGCAUUGUUACCUCCAGCAGAGACACCUCGAUCUUCGAUGCCGUAUUACAAGGAUGAGAUUGGUGGCUUCUUUGUGGAUGGGGCUGGUAAAUUCUGGAAGACUUAUCUACUCAUCCUGGCAACGAUCGCAUACAUUUAUCGUGCUCGACUCUAUCAGCUUUAUAUCAUUUACGUGCCAUGGUUGAUCCAACGCGCAAAGAGACGAUAUAAGAUCUUUUUGAGAAAACGAGCCAAAAAGGCGGCAGCCUUAGCAGCAGCAACAACAGCAAAAUCGGCACCAGAAGCAGCAUUAGUAGAUGAAUCACCAAUUUCCAGGAAUGAGACAAUCAAUCAGAAUACCACCAAGUCGCAAGAGAUACCCGACACGAGAGAGUUAAUAUCAUCAACCGAGAAAGCAUCAUCCAAAGACACUUCACCUUCAUCACCCAAGUCAUUACAACCACAAAAGUCAUCAUCGUUAUCAUCAUCAUCACCUUUGCGAGGAGCUCCACUUAAGGUCACCAAAACGAUCAUUCAGCAAGACACAGAGAAGCAACCCGAAUCACGUGUACUCAAGUUAUCCAACUCAGUGCUUGGAUACGGUAGCCAUGGCACUGUUGUUUAUAAGGGAGAAUUUGAUGGAAGACAAGUUGCAGUCAAACGUCUCUUGAUCGAUUUUUAUGAUAUUGCUUUUCACGAGGUCAAGCUUUUGCAAGAGAGCGAUGAUCAUCCAAAUGUCGUUCGUUAUUUCUACAAGGAAGAAACGGAUCGGUUCCUCUAUAUCGCAUUGGAGCUUUGCUAUGGAUCACUGCAUGAAUACAUGGAGCGUACUUUGUCGGUACCUGAUAUGCGGAUGAUUGACCAAAUGGACCCAGGCGACAUUUUAUACCAAAUCAUCAGUGGUGUGCAGCAUUUACAUUCGUUGAAGAUUGUUCAUCGUGAUAUCAAGCCCCAAAACAUCUUGCUGGCACCUUCCAAGCGGAGCCAAAGCCAAAUCAUGCGUGUAUUGAUCUCCGAUUUUGGAUUAUGCAAGAAGCUCGAAGGUGAACAAAGCAGCUUUCAUUAUACAGCCAUAUCUCCGGCUGGUACGGCAGGUUGGCGAGCACCUGAACUUCUCGCUGGUGUAUUAGCAGAGGCUUCUGAUAGUAAUACAAGCAAUGGCACACAGUUGGCUCAUGGCGACCACAACAACAACAACAACAGCUUACUAUCACCGACCAAAGCAACACGGGCGAUUGAUAUCUUUUCAGCUGGAUGCGUCUUUUAUUACGUCUUGUCAGGUGGUGAUCAUCCUUUUGGUGAUCGUUUUUCGCGAGAAAACAACAUCCUCAAAGCCAAUCACUCUUUGGAUAAAUUACAAGAUAUGGGCGAGGAUGGCGUGGAAGCUAUGGAUUUGAUUGAGCGGAUGAUAUCGCAUGAUCCCAAAUCUCGGCCCAAUGCCGAUACCGUUUUAAAGCAUCCCUUCUUUUGGUCACCAGCAAAACGAUUGGCAUUCUUGCAAGAUGCAUCGGAUCGAUUUGAAGUGGAGCGUCGUGAUCCACCAUCAGCCAUAUUACAGCGCUUGGAGGGGAAUACACAUGAAGUGAUUGGAUACGAUUGGAACCGACGUCUGGAUCGUGUGGUCAUCAAUGACUUGCGCAAGUUUCGAAAAUAUGAUGGUCGUCGUGUACGGGAUCUUUUACGCGUAUUGCGCAAUAAGAAACACCAUUGGUCGGAUCUCGAUGAACCGGUGAAGCAAGUAUUGGGAGAGCCUCCAAACGAUUACCUUUAUUACUUUACAGCCCGCUUCCCUCGACUAUUCCUGCAUACCUAUUACGUGAUCGCUGAAAACCGACAACUAAGAAAUGAAGGUUCAUUACGACAAUACUUUUACUAG